AUGGGUAUCUUUAGGCGUAUUUUUUAAUAAUAGUGAUUUUCGCUCAUUUUAGUUUGUGACCCUUAAUUAAAUUUAUUUUUAGUUUUUACCGUAUUAUAUGAAUAAAUAAUUAAUGUAUAUAUUUUUUCAUGUAUGUCUAAAAACAAUAAAACUUCUAUACCCCUAUCUUAUUGUGUAAUGUUUUCAGAGCUCAUCAACUAUACACAGCCUGUUUAUGUAUGGCGGGAUGAUCCGAACUCCAGGCAGAACACUAUCAAGGAGAUUAUCGAGAGAGCCACCUCCAAAGAAGACUGGCCACAAGUUCUGAUAUUCCCUGAAGGCACUUGCACGAACCGCUCUUGCCUGAUCACAUUCAAGCCUGGUGGAUUCUACCCGGGGGUGCCCGUACAGCCAGUUACCAUACGGUACCCAAACGCUCGGGACACGGUCACUUGGACCUGGGAGGGUCCUGGCGCAUUGAAGCUCCUUUGGUUGACCCUAACACAGGUUCAUAGUUCAUGCGAGAUCGAAUUCUUGCCCGUAUACUAUCCUAGCGAAGAAGAAAAACGCGAUCCUAAGUUGUACGCGAGAAAUGUCCGAGAUGUUAUGGCCAAAGCACUUGGUGUGCCGGUAUUGGAUUAUACGUACGAUGAUUGUCGUUUAAUUGCGAGGGCCAAGCAACUGGGUAUACCUAAUGCUGCCGCCGUCAGGGAAAUCAGCGAGUUGAGGGCACAGCUCGGAUUGGAGCGGUCGCAGUUGGAGCUGCAGCUGUUGUCGGGUAGUAUGGGCGGGGUGCGCGGGGCGAGGUGGCUCACCUGCGACCAGUUCACGCAACGACUCGGCCUCGCGCAUGACACGCGCGCGCCCAGGCUCGCCGACCUCUACACGCAGGUAAGUGUUAUAACUCGGCGGUUCAUUAAUAUGUGCAUGGAGUGGCACAGUCUCUGCUAGAUCCCUCCAAAAGUGAAGGUGCAUCGGAGAGGGGUUUCGUGGGUUUGCCACCUGCGAUUUGACUAGCCUGUGGUCUAUGUGGAUGGAGACCCACUCAAGCAGAACUCUCGAUCCUUUACACGACUCAGCGACUUUUAAGACAUGUGCCUCUUUUUGUUCGAUAGUAGCGGCUCAGGUCGAGUAAGUGCGGUCAACUUUGAAGAGAUUGCUACUAAAUGUUUGUCGCUCAACAACGAACAAGCGAGACAUACAUUCCGACAGGUAGACAUAGACGAAGAUGGAUAUAUAACAUACGAUGAAUUUAUCUCAUAUGCUCAGAAGAAGGCGGAAUGGUCGUUCAUAUUCGCGUGUGAAGCUCCGCAACAUAAACCGAAGUCACAAUGAGGGUCACCCGUUCGGAUCCCGACCGUCUGCAGCCAAGUACCUUGAAGUACUUUACUGUUAUGACUUCAUUUGAUCCAUGCGACUUCAAGAUGAAUGUAAUUGUGAAGAAAGGAGUAGAAUGGUGGACAAAGUGUUACUAAAAGAUAAUUUAUUAAAACUCUUUGCUCAUAAGAUGAGUUUUUGAUAUUUAAGAUGUUUGAAAUUGCUCCGAAAUAUCAAGUCUUCUAUAUCCGUUAGUUAAUUGAAAUAUUUUAGGUGUUUUAUUAUUAGUUAGCUUAUAUUUUAAGAUGCUUAUAAUAAGCAACUUAGUUAUAUAUCGUUGAAAUUAGUCAUUCUUUUGAAUUAGGCGAUUACGUCCGAUAAUGUUGUAAAUAGCUCUACUAAAAAAUGUAGUAAGUUAAAAGAUCACAGGGGAAACUUUUAACUAAUUGAUAUUUUGUAGAAUUUGCUGAUUAUAUAAUAUGUAAUAGGCCUCUUAAAUAUAUAAUUGCAAAUGAUAAAACUAUGGCUAUAGUUAUAAUAUUGUGUACUUAUAGAUAAAGAGAUUUUAAAAGGCAAAAUUAAGUAGCACGUAAGCUCCUAUAUUAGUUCUAUAAAAAUCCCCUGGUAUAUAGAUGUGGCUUCAACCGUCAUCUAGUGGUCGUAGUAGGGACCUUUAUAUUUUAGAAUUAGAAACGUUUAGAUAAUGUAUUAUUAAGAUCGCUUUGUUAUUUUGAAUAAAAUGUUGUUGUGUAAUUACUAAUAAUUUAUUUUAGUGUUUAGGUCGCCAUUUUAAAAUGUGAUAAUUUUAAGAAUAUAAUAAAUGAGUGAUAAAACGAGAUUCUCUUUGCGUAAACUCUCAUUUUUUAUUUUAUCUAAUAUUUUCGGCAAAAAGAGGCUUUAUUUAUUUGUGUCAGGGUUCGCUGAUUAAUAUUAACGGAUAUAUAUCUUUAUAUAUAUCGAUAUAUUGACAUAUAUCAAUUCAUAUUGACAAUAUUUAUUAUUACUUUGAGUAUUAUUGAGUCUCAGCUAGAAAAUUAAGCAACCCAAUGUAACGCUGGCACCAGUGGUCCGAAGUAGGAAUCUUAUUUUCUAUUCGUACGACUUAACAUGAUAUCUGAGGCCCUAUUUUAUUUGUCCUCGAACGAAAAUUCGGAAAAUAACAAAUCGUUCUUACAAUUUUAGUUAACAUCAGGCUCUAUCUGUGUUCCAUUAUAAGUUAUCGAAUAUCGCGUUUUUUAGAGUCGAAUUAGAUUUUCGAUAAUUGAAUAAAUAUCGUUUUUCAGAGAAAUAUAAUAGGUCGUCACGUGUCAUAUUAAUUUGUACGAGUAGUACUAGAAGUAAGUAAGUUUUCCCCUUAAUAUGAACGCGGAGUGUUUGUGUCUUUAUUAUUUCUUAAAAUUUAUUGCUUAUGUUCACAUAAGGUUGAUUAUCGUAAGUAGGUAAUAAGUCGAGUAUUCCUGGGAAUCCUUGUACAUAUAUGUACUACUUUUUAAUUAUUUUAUAAUAAAUAAACAAAUAUUUAAAAAAGCCACUAUCAGCUUAACAAUCGCAACUUUCCAUUUGUACCUUUAUUCAAUACGUAUCGGGUAAAUGUAGAAUAUCGUGUAUUUGAUUAUUUAUUAUAAAUAUCUGAUUUUUGCGAACCCUGAUUUGUAUAUAAUCAUUUUACAUACAUAAUAAAUAAUUUUGAUCGAGUACCUAAUUAAUUUAUAUAUUUUUAGCUAUGUGAAUAAGACCAACUUUAUGUAGGUACUAUUGAUAUUUUAAUAAUAAAUUAUGAUGUUGGUGUAAAAUCAAGAUAAACAUAGAUGUUUGUUGUUUAAUUAUUCUAGUAGUUUUGUCUUCCCAUAAAUGACUCCAGUUAAAAUCGGGAUACGGUUACGUUAAUGUUUUUUCAAAUAAAAACGAUUAUUUGAGCUUUUGGUUGAAAUAUUCACGAUGAUUGCGCUUUAAUUUUGUAGUAAAUAAUAUCAAGUCUUUCUUUAAGCAUAACUUUAAUAGAUUUAGUAUUAAUUUGUAUUAAACAAUUCCCACUUCUUUGAAGUCAAUUAAUUAACCAAUAAUCGAUUCACGUUUACAUCGUUUAGAUAAGUUGGGGGGGCUAAUUGUCAGAAUACAACUUGCCCCAUUUUCACGAUAAUAAUACGUAUACGUAUACAUUUUACUCUUUAUGUUACAUGUCAAUACGGAAGUGUGUAUUCAAAAUAUUGGGACGAGUUUGAUUAUGAGAAGUUGCCCCUAAGCCUGUUAUAUUUAUUUUUGUAAUAUUAUAAAAUUUAAUUACAAUAAAAUCGAGUAAAUUAAAUACGCAUUAAAAUAAGAAUUAUUUUAAUGAUUAUGGAUUUGCAUAACAUAAAUUAUGUUUUUAGUCGUUAUUUGUGGUUUUUGGACACAUUCCUUUGUUAUUAUUUUCUUCAGGUAUUGUUUAUUUAAAUGAUUUAGUAAAGCAUAUAAAUAUAUAAU
Diatraea saccharalis (sugarcane borer) is the source of this 3759-nucleotide messenger RNA. NCBI's taxonomy places the organism in Eukaryota, Metazoa, Arthropoda, Insecta, Lepidoptera, Crambidae. The record is from the annotation of a GenBank genome assembly.